AUGAAUAGACGUCGUUCUCAUCGAAUUGGUCGGGUACUUUACAUGGCUAAAGAUGAAGACAAGUGUUUACGUUACUUGAGACCUCUUGGUGUAGGUACUCAUCCCUGCCUGCGGUCCCAACAGUCUCAUGGUGUUCCGCCAUUUCUUUCGCUCAGCACAUCUACGGAUCUUCUUCCCUUCUCUCCUUUGGCAACCAUACCAGACACGGCUGUUUGGACAGUCGGUGCUCUGCAUGAUGACGAUGUGGAGGGGCUGAUGCCCCCACGGGAGGUGUGCCUCACCCUUCUUUCGCCCGGGGCGACCAACGCCUUAUGCGAUGUCUUUUGUCUGGCUCUCUACUUCGCCCUCAAUGUGUACCGAAGGGCAUCUGUGUGGUCAAAGUGGCAACUUCAGCAAAUAUCUUCGGCUUCAAUUAGUUGCGAUGACAGAAGUCGUGCGGUGGAGUUUUUUCAAUUACUGUCUCAGCACAGUCUUACGCCCCCACUGGAUCUCUUUUUGUCAAUGACUGAAUACACCUUGACUCACUCGGUUCGGCUGUCAAAAGAUGGCAGACAGUUGCAAAAGGACGGUCCCUCUCUCUCGGUGAUGCCUUUAGUUGAUGCAACACUUUCUAAAGCCACCACGGGGGCGAAUCUCGUCUUGCAACGGUGUGAUGCGGAGGGCAUUCAAACUCUGCGAAAGGCAGCUCCUUUGUUGUACACGAGGCAUUUUCAGCGGCGGCGUUCCGAGGAUCCGGGUGUUUGGGUGUUAAAAACAAAUAAGCACGUUAAAAAGGGAGAACAGUUAACAUUGCAGCAGCCGUUCUAA
Molecule: messenger RNA, 807 nt
Organism: Trypanosoma cruzi
Lineage: Eukaryota; Euglenozoa; Kinetoplastea; Trypanosomatida; Trypanosomatidae
Exons: 1
Coding region: 1-807 (268 amino acids)
Source: RefSeq, a predicted model, not a curated record